Closterium sp. NIES-65 is the source of this 2055-nucleotide messenger RNA. Lineage: Eukaryota; Viridiplantae; Streptophyta; Zygnematophyceae; Desmidiales; Closteriaceae. The record is from the annotation of a GenBank genome assembly.
AUGCACUACAAAGCUUGGGCCUGUAAAAUUCUGGCACCCGAGAGAAGCAACGGAGUGCCUAAAGAGGAGCAGGUGAUCUACGAGGACGAGAUCGAUAGGGAGAUCGGCGACGAUAUGGGGCCGAGAUGGAGGGAGGCGCUGCGUAACGAGGAGCACCUGCAUGGGCCGAAAAUAACGAAAUGGCGCUUGCGCGCGUACGUCGAAUACAUGUCGACUGAAACCGACCAACAGGCGGCAUCGUUGGAUACAGGCCGGUCCAGAGUCGCUGGAAGGAAGGCGAAAAAAAACACCCCUCUGAUGAUGCUGGCGCGCCUUACUGCGCUGACGUGCUUCUGCAGAGUAGAGGCCAUACUCUUCGACGAGCCACUAACGAAACCCUUGGACGACAUCACCGAGGCCCGGCAGCUUCUUGCGGUCAAACUGCGGCAGCUGCACGACUUUCAAUUCGAGCAGUGCGUCGAUCCACACCGGGGCUCGCUCGACGAUGUUUACACGGAGGAGCAGUUCCGCAUUCUCGUUUCAGACAUCCUGCCGUACUGGGCCAAGGAGUACUUACGGGAGCCGAUGAGUUUCCCCAGUCAGUCGCUGUGGAGGGCCUUGGCCGUGACGGUGAUGAUCCUGAUGGCGCAUCACAUGCUAGGCAGGGGGAUAAGCAUCCGCGAGAUCCGCUACUGCAAUAUGUUCACUCACGUUCUUCCGCCCAUCACGAACAGCAAGGGGGAAUCGUCGCUCCACGUUCUCGUGGUCGCCUAUCGCAACUCGAAGACCAUCAAAGACAACAAGCUCGGCCACCUGUACCUGACUCGACACAUGGACUUCCGGCAGUGCGGCUUCGGAGCAGUGUUCAUGUGGAUACAUUUCAUUUUCGACCUUGUGCCGCUCCACUACAACAACGAUAAGAUCGUGCCCCCCUUGGAUUUCAGCAACCCGGCAAAUUGGUCAAAGAAGCACCUGUUCUUCGCCCUCUUCGACAAGGACAAGACCGAGUUGCCAUACGCGACUCAUGCCAAAUGGGUUACCUGGGCGAUGAAAAGCGCGGAGUGGAUCCUGUCGAAAGUCACACAUAUCUUUCGACGGUCUGCGGCACAGAUCCUCGCCGACAAAAACUGUGAACUCAACAACAUCGCGCAGCUGGGUCAAUGGCACAUGAACGAGAUGCGCAGGUCACACGUCACAGGCAUCCCGCGCGGGGCCAUCCAGCUGCAAGCGGGUUUCACGACGGAAGCGGGUGACUAUUACCUUGGAAGAUCGAAGAGCGAAGUACCCGCGAAGGUCCUGGAGGCUAUCGAGGAGCACAUAUUUCCAAAUGCGGAGCAGUGGCUCGACGAGGCGAUGGAAUGGAACAACGAGCAGGAGAAGGAGCAUAUGUUCUUCGCAGCGAAAAGUUUCUUGAAGGCCCUGCAAGCCGCCCGAAUGCCCAUCGCCGAGGAUCUUGCGAUGUACUACGUCCAUUGUGACGACCACCCCUUCGACGGAGUGACUGUUUGCGACUGCGAGCGUCACCCUUAUGCACAGAUGUCCGGUUUGUGCAAGGACAUGGAUUUCCAAAAAUGGGCGCUUGACAUGUACCUGCUCGACAAGUACGGCAUCGAGAUGCGGACCAACCCCACGCUGUCGAGAGCUUCGGACGCAUCCUUUCAACUCAACACCAAGCACCUCAUCACGCAACUUCGGGCAGAGGUUAACUUACACAAGGAGGAGGGUGGGAAAAAAGAAAUCAAGAUCAAGGGCCUCGAGCAGAAGAUCGAGUCAUUGGAGCGGGAGAAGGGCGCGAUGCAAGCGGAGUUGGAGGCGAAGGCAGAAGCACUCGCGCUACUGCAGAAAGCGUUCGACGCACUAAAGAUUAACGCCGCGACAACCGCAGCUGCGAAUGUGGGGGGGAGCGAGAGUGUGCCGCAGACGGCGAUCGAAGAAACCACCCCGCCACCACAGCAACCCCCUCAAUCAACGCCCACUCAACAUAGCAAGGGCAGCCAGCUCGACCAAGCAUUCUUCGACGCAGUGGUGUGGUCGUGGUGCAAUUGCGAGUCCGUGCGGCAGGCGUGGUCGUACUAG